UUGGGGAGAUAACUUCGGCUGGUUGAUAAACUCGGCCUUUUAUAAUUUAAUCGAGUUAUCGGUUUUUUUAUGCUAAUCAAGCUUACCAUCUCGUACGAACGCUGGAAUUCAACAACAUCUGGAAAUUUUGUCAAGUUUGGUAAGAUAUUUAAAAAAUAACACAGACUUUCACCUUUUUGUUUACAAAACAUGCCUAUAAAAAGUACGGGAAAUCCGAUUCAUGUGCGCAUGCGCAGUAGAUGCUCGUUUUGAGGCCCGUACAGAGCUACUUUUAUUUAUUGGCCGACUAUCGGUAAAGCAGAUGACGUUACCAGAUGCAAUUUGUAGAUGAAAUUCAGACUCACUUUUGUCUUAAUAACUCAGAAAAAAGACUGUUUGGACAUUUAGUCACAAAUGUCAUAUUUUAGUGCAUUUGAUUGAAAUGUUUAAUGGUUUUUUAUAUAUAAAUAAAUAUAGUGGUAUUUAACCUACACAAUAAUGAUUGUGUAGGUUACAUACCACUAAAUUAAUUUCUUCUUCACUCUGUAAAAUUACGCAAAAUAUAUUUGAAUCUAUGUGUCGUAUGUUUAUAAAUGAAAAUAAAUUGUGUAUCAGAGUUUUUUUUAUAUAAGAUUGUAUAAAAGUAACAGUCCUUGUUGAAUGUAGAUAUAUGUCCCUUGAAAUUUCAAUAGUGUCUCAGGCAACUUUACACUAUGUUCAGUCUCUAAUCAGCUCUAUGAUUUAAAGUGGCCCAAUGUGUUUCAACAUUUUUUUAACAAACUAAGGGAAAAAAGCGUUUGUUUAUUUAAUACAAGGACGUUAAUUAUAACUCAAUUGUUACAACAAGCUUUAAAGUAAUAAUGAUACUUGUAUAUUAUUACAAAUAUAAUAAGGGAAUAAAAUCUAUAUUGUGAUUUUCUUAUAGCCUACAUGUCUAGUCCGAGACAGAUUUUUAAUCUAUCAUAAAAUAAAGAGUGCAUUUUAUUUUCUCUUUGUUUUUAUAAAAUAAUGAUUAUAUAGUAUAAUAAAACGUUACAAAUGUUGUUUGUUUGUCAGAAUCAAAAUGGGUAAAACAUACUCGGACAGUGAUUUGAGAAAGCUAUUUCUGCCAUCAAGCAAAACAGAAUGAAGCUAAAUCGGGCUGCAAAAGAGUUUUGUGUACCAAGAGCUACACUUUUCGACCAUAUUAAAAAGAGGGUAAAGAGUAAUCAAAGUGGACGAAGACUAGAGUUACUUGGAGCCGAGGAGAAGUCUCUUGUUUCUUUUCUGAAGUAUAUGUCAGACCAUGGAUUUCCUUUAACAAGAGCCAUGAUAAGAAUUUAUGCAAGGGAAAUUCUUCGAAGAUCAGGUCGUAACACACGGAUUAAUUUGAAAGUUGGUCCGAGUAACCAAUGGUUCAGGAAUUUUUUCAAACGGAACCCAGAAUUGUCAGAGAGGACUCCCGAAAAUAUGGAGCUUAGUAGGACCAGGAUGUCAAACCAGGCUUGUGUGGACGAGUGGUUCAUCUUUUUAGAUGGUGUCCUACAAAAAUACGGGAUAAAAGACAAGCCAGACCGGAUUUACAACUGCGAUGAAACUGGUUGGACUGGGAAAGAGUCAGCGAAAACUAAAGUCACAGGGAGGAAAGGUGGGCAUCUGUUGAAAAGAAAAGCAGCCGUCAACAGCCAUGUUACAGCUCAUCUCUGUAUUUGUGCUGAUGGGAGGUUUAUGCCGUCUAUGAUAAUAUAUCAGGCAAGUUAUUAUUUAUCUAUUUAUUUAUUUAUUUUAAAAUGAACAUUUUAAAUAUGCCAUUUAUGGUUUUAUUAGUGUAUAUCUAUUAUGUAUUUACCAAACAAUAUCUGUUUGCAGAAAUGUUUACCGCAUUCAAACUACAAAGACGGUCCUCCAUCUUCAUGGUUUUAUGCAACCUCAGAGUCGGAAUACAUGGAUGGGGAGAUUUUUUUUGAAUGGUUCGUCAAGUGCUUCAUACCUAACUGUGGCAAGGAACGUCCGGUGUGUCUCAUCAUGGAUAAUCAUGACAGCCACAUUACAUUGCCACUGGUAGAAAAGGCCAUUGAAAAUAACAUCAUUCUUAUAGGACUACCUGCGCACACCACGCACAUAUUACAGCCCCUAGAUGUUAAGAUAAUCGGGCCACUUAAAAACAGAUUCAACACCAUUGCCGAGAGAUGUGGAUUUCUUAGCCAAGGUUUUACAAUAAGCAAAGCAAAGUUUCCACUUCUCCUCAGUUAUGCCAUUGAUCAGACAACUCCUGCUUCAGUUAAAGAUGCCUUUAAGACAACAGGAAUAUAUCCUCUUUCUGUAGAUGCUAUAGAUAAAAGUCAGUUAAUACCAGCAUCAUUCAAGCAACCUGUAACAGAAAAUGCUGGCACAGCAGAAUUAAAGACAUGUCCUACGUGCGGUGUCUUUAAUGUAAAUCCACUGUUAAAAGAUGGACUUGUGCCAAAAUCACUUGCUGACGUCCUAAUGCCACCUCCAGCAAAACCACUUAGCCAAAAGAGAACGUCAAGGAUGAUCCUUGAAGGCAGAAUCAUAAGUGGAGAUGACAUGUUAAUGAAAUUAAAAGAGAAAGAAAAGGCACUGGAAGAGAAGAAAGAAAGACAGGAAGAAAGAAAGAGAAUACGAGAGUUGAAACAAGAAGAGAAGGCAAAGAAAGAAGAAAAGAAAACCAAAAGAAGGGAAGAAAAGUCAAAGAAGUCAGCGAGAAGAGAUGUAUCUUCACAGUCAGAAAAGCGGGACAGGCCUAGUAGACUAGACAACCCUAUGUAUACAUGUACUUGUGGAGUUUGUAGUGUGCGUGGGAGAGUGGAUGAUGAAGCGCGUGGUAUAGAGUGGGUUGGAUGUGAUGAAUCUAUGUGUCUAGCGUGGUACCACUUAGAUUGUUUAUGCACUGAAGAAAAAGAGUAUAUACGUGAAAGCUUGUCCGAUGGUAAUGACUGGUAUUGUAAAGUUUGUAAACCUUGGUUAUAUAUGGAGGAAUGAACGAAUGAAUAAGUAAAUGAAUGAAUGAAUGAAUGAAUGAAUGAAUGAAUGAAUGAAUGAAUGAAAAGAAUUAAUGAAUUAACGAAUGUUUUGUUAAUAUGAAACUGUGUGUUGUACAGAAAAAUGACCUACCGAUGUUCUAUUUUAAAUGUUACUACUAAAGUUAGAUCAUAUCAAUUGUUGUAUACGUACGUUCCUAAGGUAUGAAUAUAAUAUCAUAUCUGUAUGUGAUUAUUAGUUUCUGAUAAUUUGUGAU
Molecule: messenger RNA, 3217 nt
Organism: Ruditapes philippinarum (Manila clam)
Lineage: Eukaryota; Metazoa; Mollusca; Bivalvia; Venerida; Veneridae
Exons: 6
Coding region: 1798-2961 (387 amino acids)
Cellular component (GO): nucleus
Molecular function (GO): DNA binding
Source: RefSeq, a predicted model, not a curated record